Messenger RNA from Lineus longissimus, 1592 nucleotides. Its product is annotated as 2-(3-amino-3-carboxypropyl)histidine synthase subunit 1-like. The transcript is spliced from 11 exons. The record is from RefSeq and is a predicted model, not a curated record. NCBI's taxonomy places the organism in Eukaryota, Metazoa, Nemertea, Pilidiophora, Heteronemertea, Lineidae. Gene Ontology annotation, molecular function: 2-(3-amino-3-carboxypropyl)histidine synthase activity. The coding region runs from base 9 to 1421 and encodes 470 amino acids. Gene Ontology annotation, biological process: protein histidyl modification to diphthamide.
UUUCAAGCAUGGCGGACGAAAAAUCUCUCCCGGUUGUUGUGUCGGCGAAAAAAGACCGGAAGGUCUUCACUGGGGGGAAAGGCAGAAGAACUGCUCACCAGAUACCAGAUGAACUUCUAAAUGAUCCGCAACUGGAAAAGGCAAUGAUUGUGCUUCCAAAGAAUUAUAAUUUUGAAAUCCCGAAGACUAUCUGGAGAAUCCAGUCCACAGGUAUUAAAAGAGUUGCCCUGCAGUUCCCUGAAGGCCUUCUCUUGUAUGCCUGUGCAAUAGCUGAUAUAAUAGAACAAUUCACAGAGGCUGAUACUGUGAUUAUGGGUGAUGUGACAUAUGGCGCAUGUUGUGUUGAUGACUUCACAGCAAAAGCUCUUGGAGCAGACUUGAUGGUACAUUACGGUCAUAGUUGCCUAGUUCCUAUUGACAAGACAGAGGGCAUUCAAAUGCUGUACGUAUUUGUGGAUAUCAAGAUGGACACGAAACAUUUUAUUGACACUCUCAAAUACAACUUCAAGCCUGGUAGUACGUUGGCCAUGGUCAGCACCAUACAGUUUGUAACAACUCUACAGUCUGUCCAGCAGGAGUUGAUCAAAGAGUUUAAAGUGAAUAUUCCACAGUGCAAGCCAUUAUCACCCGGGGAGAUCUUAGGAUGUACCGCACCAAAGCUGAGUGAGGAGGAUGCUUUGAUUUACCUUGGGGAUGGUCGAUUUCAUUUGGAGUCGAUUAUGAUUGCAAACCCCAGACAUCCGGCCUACAAAUAUGACCCGUAUGAUAAGAAAUUCACCCGAGAGUAUUAUGAUACAGAACUCAUGCACAAGAAUCGACAAGGUGCUAUCGAACAGGCAAAGGGAGCUAGGAAAUUUGGUCUUGUCCUAGGAACUCUUGGACGGCAGGGAUCACCAAAGAUAUUCGAGCAUUUAAAGACCAAAAUUAUUGAACUGAAAAAGGAAUAUGUGUUGGUGCUGCUCUCUGAGUUAUUUCCUGAUAAACUUGGUCUAUUUCAAGACGUUGAUGCUUGGGUCCAGGUCGCCUGUCCAAGGUUAUCCAUUGACUGGGGUACUGCAUUUCCAAAGCCUCUGCUCACACCUUAUGAAGCUUCAGUGGUUUUGGACAGCAUAGCAUGGCAGAAGGACUAUCCUAUGGACUUUUACUCAAACUCAAGUUUAGGAGCUUGGACGGUGAAUCACGAGUCUCAUCGGAAACCACGGCCUGUCAGGAAUAAAACUAAACCCAAAAUUUCUUCCGAAAGUUCUAACAUGUCUAACACAGUUCUGCAGGGCAUUGCAAUGAACUCUGACACCAAGGUGGACUCUCCAAAUGGUGAUGAUGUAAAGGAUUCCAAUACUGUGGUUGAUACCAGUCAGGAGAAAAAGGAGAGGUGUGGGACUUGUGAGAACUGCUCGUGUGGAGGGAUUGCAAAAUAUUAGCUGGUGGAUGGAUUAAAAACUUUGACUUAGCUGGAAUGUGCUCAAAAUCGACUUUGUCUUCCUGUUCCAACCACUGUAUAGCAUAUGUAACCCCUCGCAUCAAAAGGGGCAAUAAGCUGCAUUUGGUCACAUAUUGUAACUGGGGAUUCAUGAUGGGAUGGUGCAAAUAGA